GCUGAAAGACCUGGCGCUGCGCGCACGUGACCGCCUCAUCCGGGUCUUCGCGUUCUUUCACACUCGGCCCAACAUGGCAGCUUCAGCAAAGAAGAAGAAUAAGAAGGGGAAGACUCUGACCCUGACCGACUUCUUGGCGGACGAUAAAGGUAGUGGUGGAGCAGCUCCUGUUGGUGGCAGUGGCUAUGCCCCCAAGCCAGUCAGCUGGGCAGACGAAACCGAUGACUUGGAGGGUGAUGUUUCCACAACGUGGCAUAGCAAUGAUGACGAUAUGUACAGAGCCCCUCCGAUCGAUCGCUCUAUACUGCCAACUGCCCCCCGAGCUGCACGUGAACCUGAUGUGGACCGAAGCCGCCUUCCCAAAAGCCCUCCUUUUACUGCUUUCCUCGGGAAUCUUCCUUAUGAUGUGUCUGAGGAAUCAAUCCAGAAGUUCUUUAGAGGACUUAAUAUUAGUGCUGUUCGCCUGCCCAGAGAGCCCAGCAACCCAGAGAGGUUAAAGGGAUUUGGUUAUGCUGAAUUUGAUGACUUGGACUCCCUGUUACGGGCUCUGAGCCUCAAUGAAGAAUCUCUUGGAAACCGAAGGAUAAGAGUGGACAUAGCUGAUCAGGCACAAGAUAAAGAACGGGAUGAUCGCUCGUUUGGCAGGGAUCGUGAUCGCGAUCGCAAUAGAGAUUCUGACAAGACCGACUCUUCUGAUUGGAGGGCGCGUCCUACAACCGACAGCGCUGAUGAUUAUCCCCCACGCCGUGGAGAGGACAGCUACGGAGACAGGUACCGCAGUGACAGAUAUGAAUCUGAUAGGUACCGAGAUGGUCCGCGUAGAGAUGGUGGUGGUGGUGGUGGUUUUGAUAGAGAGAGAGGAAGAGACAGAUAUGAUGACCGGGAUCGCCGUGAUUAUGAUAAAGGUGGUUAUGAUUCCCGUGGAGGCAGAAGGGCGUUUGGUAGCGGUUAUCGGCGGGAUGACGAUUACAGGGGUGGAGGAGAUCGAUACCCUGAUAGAUAUGAGGAGAGACGAGACGAUCGAUCAGACAAAUGGAAUGGUUUCUCUCGGAAUGAGGACAGCAGGCGUGAAGAACGAGCAGGUCCUCCACAGAGACCGAAGUUAAACCUUAAGCCACGUUCGGCGCCCAAAGAGGAAGAAAGUAGUGGGGCCUCAACCGCUUCCAGCCGUGCAGCCUCAAUUUUUGGUGGUGCCAAGCCGGUCGAUACAUCUGCUCGGGAACGUGAGGUAGAGGAACGAUUGCAGAAAGAACAAGAAAAACUGCAGCAACGCCAUUUGGAUGAUGACAGGCCUCGACAAAUAGAGAGGAAACCCAGAGAAAGACAUCCCAGCUGGCGCAGUGAAGAUACCCAAGAGCGUUCUAGGACUGGCAGUGAGUCUUCUCAAACAGGCAACACUGGCUCGUCUUCAUCCAGGAUUUCAAAGAGAAGGGAGAGUGAGAAAUCGGUGGAAAAUGAGGUGUUUGGAAAAGACGAGGAAAUUCAUUCUCCAAACUCAAAAGGUCCCAAGGCAGACUCUUCGCUUCCUUUAAAAGUAAUGCCAGCCCCACCGCCUAAGGAGAACGCUUGGGUGAAACGCAGUACAGUAGCUCCUGCCUCACGAUCCCUGAGUUCAGAAUCCUCACAGGGCAGCGAAAGGCAGUCUGACUCUGAUAGGUGGACAUCAGGGACUGCACAAGGACCAGAAGAUGGUAAAAUGAGUCCUGAACCUGGAUCAAAAACAAGUGGGCGCAACAGCGAUGAUCGCGGCAGAGUGACUGAUAAGAAAGAAAGGGGCAAUCCAGAUUCCAGGGUGAUGCCGGAAGGAAAGAUGUUGGAAGAAAAGGAAGCUAAAUUCAGCCAAGCGAGUAAGUAUGCAGCGCUAGCUGUGGACGGGGAGGAAGACAUUGAAGAUUACGCAGACUAACAUGGGGAACGUCUGUGUUCGUGGAUUUCUCUACACCUCCCCUUACCUUUAUUGUCCCUUCUGCCCUACUCCAUGACAGUCAUUGGCAAAAGCCUGUCAAGAAAAGCAACACCCUCUUCCGGCUCUGUCCUUCUCAAAUGUAAAAACAAUCCGACCUCAACACCUCAGACAAGGAUCUUCAGUUAGAAAUCUAAUGAGCUGUUUCUUCUCUUGCAUGCCGCUGCAGCUUUUUACCGUGUGUGCGUGGGUUGGGAGGGGUGGAAAUGCAGUGCGUGGCAGCGAGGUUUGCCUAAUCAUCGCUUGGGGUAAUAGUUUCCUGAGCUACAACCCCCCUCCUCAUUUGUAAAGAUAUCAUUUUAAGCAAGGAGCAGAUAGGCUCCAGACUUCAUAUUAGGGUGCUUCUCAGAGAUGCAAUUUCUUAUGAUUGUCCUCUGGAAAACCAGUUCAAAAACAUUAAUUUGGCGAAGAAUGAAAGGAAUGAUUGACCCUUUUUAGCACAUUAUGGUAAAGCAGAUGAAAUCAAUUUAAUGAAGCUCUUUGAGUAUCAGUAGAGAAAGGGAUGUCUUCAGAUGUAUGGUUUGCACUCAAAUAGUACUGCUGUCAGAAUCCUUCAACCAGUGUGCCAGUGAUCAUACAAGUAGCAGCCCCCUAAAGGCACUGAAAUACUUCUAGAGACCCCCGUCAGGCUUUGGUGUGGUGCUGUGGGUUUGACAGACUGCCAUAGCAGUGAAUGCUGCUAGGGAAGGUAUCUUACAGUGUUUAGUAGGAGUAUAUAAAGCAUCUGGAUCAGACAGUGCUCCCUGUUUUCCUAGAUAUUGCCUUACGCAUUUGGCAAAUCCCUAAUUGGUCCUGUACCCAUCCUCAAUCACCCUUUUCCCUAAUUUAUAACUAUUGUACUUCUGGGAGCUGUGUCCCGUCGCAGACCAGUUUGCAAUACCGCCAUUUACCAUUUUACACUUGCAAAAGUGUACACCAAGGAAUAAAAUCUAUAAUAAAAAACCAAACUUGUAAUGAUUUAUAAUCUGCUUUCUCAGAGAUGUUUUAUUAUCAUGUAAAGUCCCUUACCAGCCCUCUUAGGUUUUUUUUUCUGUUUAUCAGCUCUGUCCCCCUCGAAAUAAACUAAUCUUUAAAAUA
Molecule: messenger RNA, 3040 nt
Organism: Spea bombifrons (plains spadefoot toad)
Lineage: Eukaryota; Metazoa; Chordata; Amphibia; Anura; Pelobatidae
Gene: EIF4B
Product: eukaryotic translation initiation factor 4B
Exons: 15
Coding region: 74-1906 (610 amino acids)
Molecular function (GO): RNA binding
Source: RefSeq, a predicted model, not a curated record